Messenger RNA from Dichotomopilus funicola, 2154 nucleotides. RefSeq names its product CwfJ C-terminus 2-domain-containing protein-like protein. Gene Ontology annotation, biological process: mRNA splicing, via spliceosome. The transcript has a single exon. Lineage: Eukaryota; Fungi; Ascomycota; Sordariomycetes; Sordariales; Chaetomiaceae. Gene Ontology annotation, cellular component: post-mRNA release spliceosomal complex. The coding region runs from base 1 to 2154 and encodes 717 amino acids. The record is from RefSeq and is a predicted model, not a curated record.
AUGAGCAGCCUGUACGAUUUUGAAAAGUCCUUGGCUGCUGAGAAAGCCGAAGAAGAACGACUCGCCCAGGAAAAGGAAGACCGACGCGAGCGCAAACAUAAGCACCACCACCAUCGCCGCGAAAGAUCCUCAGAACGCGACAGGGGGGGCGACAGGCACAAACACCGACAUCGAGACCAAGGCCGGGAGAAUGUUGCUGAUGGGGAUGGCCACCGACACAAACGGUCACGCCACUCGCGCGACGAUGAGGACGAAGAAACGAGCCGGCAGCACCGACAUCGACAUCGGUUGAGAUCAAGAGAGCGCUCGAGAGAUCGACGCGGGGAGAGGAAGGAAAAGCAUCACCGCACACGGGACCUCAAAGAUCUAAAAGCUUCUGAUGCAAAAGAAGACCUCCCCAUCCCUGACGAAGAAAGAACACCAACUGAGAGUGCCGGCCCGGUGCGAGAUUCAUGGAUGACAGCACCUUCAGCUGUCGAUGUCGACUACAUUCAUCGAGGUGUAAAGAGGAAGAGCCCGAGCCCUGCUAAGGAGGAGCCAAAAAGGGUAUUACACGAAAGAGAGCUGAACCGAGGACUGGAACAACCACAAACCCACGAGCAAGAGGCAGCGCCCACUCUAAAGGAAGUGGACUACAAGUUUGGUGAUGAGGGUUCGCAAUGGAGGUUGACAAGACUCAAAGCGGUGUACAACAUUGCGGAACAGACAGCUCGUCCGAUUGACGAGGUGGCAGAAGAACGAUUUGGCACUCUCCGGGAGUUUGAUGAUGCCAGGGAAGAGAAAAUGGAGAUGGACAGGCGAGGCCUGUAUGGGAAAGGGUAUGUCGGGAAGGAGAAGCCAACCGGGGACUUGUAUGCGGAACGACUGGCCAAAGUGCGGUCAAAGCCGGCUCGCUCUCCUUCCCCAGAACUUGAGCAAGGGGUGGUUAUUGAACAGAAUCUCCAGUCGGCGCCGCCAAUGGACCAGUCUGCGCUCAACCGCAUGCGCGCACAGCUCAUGAAGGCAAAGCUCCGCAAUGCCCCGAAUGUCGCGAAGCUCGAAGAAGAAUACAACGCUGCCAUGGCUUCCUUCAGUACGGGAGCGGUCACCAACAACGCCGUCGUUCUCGAUGCGACUCAUAACCGCAUGCUGGCGGGACCCCGUGGCGAGGUCAAAAACGUCACCACAAAACGCGGCGUCGAGCGUGGCCAAGUCGAAGCCAACGAGGACAUGUCGAUCGACGACAUGCUGCGUGAGGAGCGCCGCACACGUGGCCAAGCCGGAGGCGAAGGCAUGCGUCUCGCCGAACGUAUCGCCAAAGACGGCCGUUUCGACAACGAUCUCGAAUACCUCGACGAGAACGCCGCCAAACUCGCCAAACGCGUCCACAAAUCCGACACAUCCCUUAAAAACAUUGCCGUGACCGAGUACAAGAAGCUCAACCGCAUUCUCGACCACUGUCCACUCUGCUUCCACGAAGACCGCGCACCCCCUCAAAACCUUCCCACCGCCCCCGUCCUCGCCCUCGCCACCCGGACCUACCUGACCCUCCCCACGGCCCCUGAGCUCACUGGCGCCGAGGGAGGCGCCGUCAUCGCACCCCUCAGCCACCGCACCAAUCUACUCGAGUGCGACGACGAUGAGUGGGAGGAGCUGCGCAACUUUAUGAAGAGCCUAACACGGCUGUAUCACGACCAAGGGCGCGAGGUACUCUUCUACGAGAACGCGGUGGCACCGCACCGGCGCCCCCACGCGGCCCUCGUCGCUGUGCCUAUCCCGUACGACCAGGGCGACACGGCCCCGGCGUUUUUCCGUGAAGCGAUGCUGAGCGCGGAUGAGGAGUGGACACAACAUAAGAAGGUGAUUGACACGGGCAAGAAAGCGAGGGAAGGACUGGGGAAAUUGGCAUUUCGACGGAGUCUGGCGAAGGAGAUGCCGUAUUUUCACGUGUGGUUUGAUUUGGAUGGCGGGUUGGGGCACAUUGUGGAGGAUUCCCAGCGGUGGCCGCGGGGAGAUUUGUUUGCAAGGGAAAUCAUUGGGGGCAUGUUGGAUUGCGAGCCGGACGUGAUCAAGCGGCAGGGGCGGUGGACGAGGAGCGAUGACCGGGUUGACGGAUUCAAGAAGCGGUGGAGGAAAUUCGACUGGACAAGAGUGCUCACAGACGGGCAGGAGUAA